Messenger RNA from Quercus lobata, 1480 nucleotides. RefSeq lists its product as uncharacterized. The record is from RefSeq and is a predicted model, not a curated record. Bases 245 to 1480 code for a protein of 411 amino acids. The transcript has 5 exons. Lineage: Eukaryota; Viridiplantae; Streptophyta; Magnoliopsida; Fagales; Fagaceae.
CCGAAGCUCAUAUAAAAAAAACACAAACUCUUACUCCCUUUCUUAUUCUCACCCUCCUCAUCCCCACCGACACCGACACCGACACCGACACCGACACCGACACCGACACCAACACCAACACCAACACCAAUACCAACACCAUCUCCCAGUACUCCUAUAGCUAUAGCUAGUUAAUUUUUUCAUCUUUCAAACAAACAAACAAACAAACAAGAUCAUCAACUAUCUAGAUCCACAAACAUAUAGUAUGGAAACUACUCAUCCUUGGCCUGAAGGUCCAUCAACUACUUGGAAAAAGUUGAUCGAAGAGCUAGAUGAAGGCCGAGACUUUGCAACCCAGCUUAAGUCUGAAGGUCCAUCAACUACUCGGAAAAAGUUGAUCGAAGUGCUAGAUGAAGGCCGAGACUUUGCAACCCAGCUUAAGUCUGAAGGUCCAUCAACUACUCGGAAAAAGUUGAUCGAAGAGCUAGAUGAAGGCCGAGACAUUGCAACCCAGCUUAAGUCCCUUCUCCACAAGCGCUUGGAAAUAACUCAUGACCAUGCCUCACCCUCACCCUCACCUGAUGAACUUGUCUCGAAAAUCAUGAGAUCUUUCACUGAGAGUCUUUCCAUACUCUCUUGUAAGUCUGUUGAGGUAAUUCAUCGGAAUCUGGCUGUUUCCCAUGCUGCUUCACAUUGCGAUGACCCCAGGUCUGAUGACUAUGAUUACUUUCAUGACUCUGAUGACUCUGGCGGCUCUGAUGACUCUGGCGAGAAUAGAAAGAGGCCAACUCCCAAGGAUCGGAGAGGCUGUUAUAAGGGAAGGAUGAAAGAUGCUGGGACAUUUGAGGUCCCUUUGUCUCAAGCUAAGACAGAUCUGGGUUUGCAAAGCCAGGCUGGAAAUUGGAACAAGUCAAGUGAAGUGGGACCAGCUUAUACAGUUCCUGAGAGGGAUCAAGAAUCUACUCAAUCAGCACUCACUCAGUUAACUGGAUCAAGAGACAGUGAGGGGGUAGGUGAUGCAGAAACAAUAGAAGGGGGGAAUGGGGCAAAUCCAAAGAGAAGGAUGAAAGAUGCUGGGACAUUUGAGUUCCCUUUGUCUCAAGCUAAGACAGAUCUGGGUUUGCAAAGCCAGGCUGGAAAUUGGAACAGGUCAAGUCAAGUGGUACCAGCUUAUACAGUUCCUGAGAGGGAUCAAGAACCUACUCAAACAGCACUUACUCGGUUAACUGGAUCAAGUGACAGUGAGGGGGAAGGCGAUGCAGAAACAAUAGAAGAGGGGAAUGGGUCAAAUCCAAAGGGAAGGAUGAAAGAUGCUGGGAUAUCUGAGGUCCCUUUGUCACACAAGACUGUGGCAGAACCAAAAAUCAUGGUGGGCAAAGGCAAUCCUUAUCAAGGUGUUAUAAUAUUAUCCCCUCCCUCUCCAAACCGAACUGUGCCCAAUCCAAUGUUUGACCUUAGAUAUCCUCUUUUUGGGGUUGGAACUGGCUUUGUGAAAGAUUAA